UAUAUAUAUAUAUAUAGUGUAAUAGUGCUAAAAUUUAAUUUUCUAUAUAAUAAGUUUCAAUCGUAUGUGAAAAAUCUGUAUUGAUUGUAUUAUAAAAUCCAAAAUAAUCGUGUCUAAUGUAACACGAUAAUAACUUCAUUCGGUGUUAAUUCGAUCCGCAUUUAUUUAGGAUAUAAUAUGUUCGAACGGACUGAGAUAAGAUAGAAAGAAAGAAAGAAAAAAGAGAAAUGCAUUGAAGAGAAAAUAGAACAAAAAAAUAAGAGAAAUAAAAAUUAUUAAAGAAAAAAAAAAAAAAAAAAAAAAAAAAAAAAAAAAAAACAUGAAAAAACAGAAUAUAGAUAAAAGGUCGUACGUCCUAAAUCAAAUAUUUCGUUAAAUCCUUAUCGUCUGAAAUACUAUUAUACAUAUAUAUAUAUAUAUCAUCCGAACAGAUUUUUAUUAUUUACGUCUUAAAGAGGAAGAAAAAAAUUAAAUAAAUAAAAGAAGAGAAUGUUUCGUAAAUUUUCGUCAUAUAGAGGCUAUGUAUAUCUCUGGCAGGUACAUUUAUUAUUAUUAUUAUUAUUAUUAUUAUUAUUAUUAUUAUUAUUAUUAUUAUUAUUAUUAUGAUUAUUAUUAUUAUUAUUUUUAUUACUAUUAUUAAUAUUAUUGUGUUAUAAUCGAUACAUAUAAGUUUCAUAUAUAAUAUAUAGAAAAGACGAUAAGGAUAUAAUGAAUUAGACGAUAAAAUAUAAAACUUUCGAAUUUGAAAUGAUGUAUUAACAGCAUUUAAACGUUCGUAGUUCAUUAUCGUGUACUAAUUUCUUUCGGAGGAUAUCGUUGAAAAAAAAGAAAAAGAAAAAGAAAAAAAAAAGAAAAUAGAUAAAAAAAUAGAAAAAUCUAAAUAUAGAGAAUAUAUAGUAUAACGAGAGAUUUCUUAUUAAAUCGGUCUAUUUUCCGCAAUAUAAUUGUUUGUAAUAAUAAUAAUUAAAAUAAAUAAAAAAAAAAAAAUAAAUAAAUAAAUAGGACAUCAAGGAUACAGACGAACAUAUACAGAUAAUCAUACACACACACACACACACACACACACACACGCACGCACGCACGCAAACACAAAGAAAGAGAACAGAUAAAUCAAUGACAUUAGAAAGUUAAUAAACGAUAUGUAAUACUUGCAUCAUAUUCGAUGUGGCCUAAGUUGCGUCUAUAUAAUGAAAAUAUACGUCAAUACAUGUCUGCCUAAUGCAGAUUAUCUAAAAUAGAAUGCGAAAUAAAUUUUUAUUAAAAGUUAUAUAAUGGCUAAUAAACAAUUUAUUAAUUCGUCCGCCGUACGUACGUACGUUUCAUUCGUUUCUAAUUAAGUAAUGUUGGAUUAUAAAUUAUAAUCAAAAAGAUUGUACUUUGACUGGUCAAACUAGUUUGAUACUUUUUCUUUUUAUUUAGAUAUGAACUAUAGAUUUAUGUGAAACUAGUAUAUUUUCUAUCCACGCAAGCGAGGUUAGAAAAUAUAUUUAUUUGAUCAUCAAUGUCUAUUUGAUAAAGCAACGUUUAACUAUAAAAUUUUAAUUAUUAUUUAUUUAAGAUAAAUAAACUGACGCAUUGUUUGCGGUGAGUCAAUUUAAUUAAAAUAAAAUUAAUCUAAAUAUAUUGGAUAAUAAUUUUAUUGUAAUAUUAAUUUGGUCAAAAAUGUGUAACGUUGUGUCUGGUAAAAGAAAAGAAAAAAAAUAUAUAUAAAAAUAAAUAUAUAUAUAUAUAUGUGUAUGUAUAUAUAUAUAUAUAUGAAUUCUCCAUUUACUUAUAAAAUGUCGCAAAUUUUAAUUAUCUAAAGUAGAAACGGAUCAUUGGCGAAUCUAAUUGAUAAAAAUAAAUUUAAAUAUACUCACGAUUACAAUAUUUUAUUAUAAUAAUAAAGCUGAUCACUGUCUAGUAAAAAGACAUAUUAAAAUUGUUCAUCUACAUAUAAGAUAUUGCAAAUUUUUUGACAUUAUUUAUUAAUCAACUUAAUAUUUGUGAACAUUCUUAAAUAUUAUGUUACGUGUAAUAUGAAUUAUAAAAAUUCUAUUGCUGUAAAAUAUGGAAUAUUAUUUCGAUGGAAUAUUUUGAAGGAUUUGAAAAAGCCCGCCAAAAAAAUAUAAAUUGAUUAUUUGCUUUAAAUCUAUUUAUCAAAAUAUUUGAUAAAUCAAUCAUUAAAUUAGUUUAAAAUUUUGAAUUGAUUUUGAAUUUUUUUAUGUUGAAAUUAUUUAGUUGAAACUAUUGAACUGAUUGAUUUUAUAUAACGAAAAACUCUAAUUGAUUGGUAAAAUCGUUGACAGAUGUCACUACGUGUCAUACUUUCUAACUUUCAAACGACAAGUAACUAGAAUUACUAUUAAACAUAGUUCGGAACACGUGUUUGAUGAAUUUGUAUUGGUUUAAUAAGAAAUUAUUGAGUGAAAAAUUUUAUUGAUCUUAAUAAAUCUUCGCUAUGUAUCACUAUGAAUCGCACGUGCAUUGAAAUCUUCAUACUAGAACAUACAAAAUAACGUGAUAAGAUAAAAUAAACGGUUGAGAUAAUGAUAAUUAAUGGAUUUUUAUCAAUUUGGCUAACAAUGAACCGUAAAAAAACUGCAUAUUAAAAGAUGGUGUUUAAUAAUCCAAUAUGGCAGCAGGAAUAUUUACUAUAAUUUUACAAUCUCAAGCAGUAUUGAAAGUAUUAUUAUAAAAGUGCAUGUGCAAACAAAAUUUAUUUUAAUUGUGACGUGUGAUUUGAAAGCAAAGACAAAUUAUUAUAUCUUGUUAUUGACUCAUUUGUUUCAACUUAAUAUUGUUAUUAAUUCUUCUUCUUUUUUUUUUAUAUUUUCUUAUUUUGUUAUAUCAUUAUUAAAUGAUAUAAAAUUGUGAACAGUUAUAUAGAAUGAAAAUUAUAUAGAAUGAAAAUUAUAUAGAAUGAAAAAAUACAUGUAAAAGAGAAAUUCUGUAUGUUGUUGAAAAUAGAUACAUUAUUUUAAUAUUCUAUUCCUUCCUACAAACAUUCCAUCAAGCAGUAACACAUGUUACUUGGAUGUUACGAAUGAAUGUUGUUAAAAAAUUUACAAUGAAUGAAAUAGACCAAUAAGGAAGAAUAACGAAGAAGGUCAAUUUUAUUAAUACCAUCUGAAAUUUCUAUUAAGAUGAAAGAAACAUAUAACAUAAACAAAAUAAAAUCAAAUCUAAGAGAUAAAGAUAAUAAUAAUUAUCUAUGCGUCGUAUGGAAAAAGAAAAGAUUUCGAAAUGAUAAUUGUAAAAUAAUUCCUAAACAAAUAGUCGACUAGAUGAUGUAAGAAGUAUGAUGUAACUAUUAAGAAAUAUAUAUUGUGCCUAUAAAUGAAAUGAAUGACUAUAAAACAAAUAUUAAACAUACAAUAUCAUCUAACGAUAUUAAAUUUCUUAUGAUUAUUAAUAUUACAAUUAUGUUAUUAUAAUUAUAAAUAACGAAAAAAAGAAAUUCUUUCAUUAUCAAAAAUAACAAUGAAAAUUCUUAUUUGAUAUUUUUUUUUUUUUAUCAUUUGAUCAUUGUAUAUUCAAUAGCCUUGAUAAGACUCGAAAGAAAAGUAAUUAGUAUCAGCCUCAUAACGUGACGUUAGGAGAGAUAAGCUACAUAUUCUGUUUGUAUUAAUAAUUGAAUAAAUCAACAACUUGGUCGUUUCUUUUUUUUUUUUUUUGUGCAACGAAAAUACAAAAAUACGAGAUGUAUAGUAAUAGGAUAUUCUUUCUUUGAAAGAGUCGAAUUAGCAGAAUUUAAUAUAUAAACGUGAACCUUUAAUAGAAAUUUUAUGGAAGCAUGAGCAUUGAAAAUAUAGAAUUCGAGAUGAUGCAAGGAAAUAGUCAUUCAAGAUGCGAAUUUUUGAAGAAAUAUUUUGGAUGGAUGAGAAACGUUUCGGUGGAACCAACUAUGUGGCUUUAUAUGAUGGCCUUCAUGGUGACCUCGGUAGUGGAACAAGAUUUUUUCAUUUAUAAAGCUUGCAGAGUUGAUCACGAUCUAUCCGAAGAAACAUGCGUAAAUUUGAAAACAAACAAAACUUUAAACGCCGAAGUUCAGAUAACCGUAUCGGAAUUUCAUCAAUGGAAUAAUAUAGCGGGACACGUGGUACCGAUAAUUUUAGCAUUAUUUUUUGGAAAUUGGAGCGAUAGACACGGUAGAAAGCUACCAUUGAUUUUAGGAUUGAUUGGCAAAUUUAUAUAUUCUUUUAUGGUGAUCAUUAAUUCCUUAAUAAAUACAUGGAAUUUGAAUAUGGUUAUAUAUACCGCGAGUUUACCUAUGGGAAUGCUUGGAGGUGACGUUGCUAUAUUUGCCAGUUGUUUUUCAUAUAUAUCAGAUGUAACAAAAGUUCAACAGAGAACUUUAAGAAUCACUAUACUCGAUGUUGUUUAUCUCAGUACUAUGCCUACCGGUGUGGCCCUUGGCUCGUAUCUUUUCACGAAGGUCUUAAAUUCGUCCUACAGUAUAAUGUUUACAAUAAACUCUGUUCUCCUUGUCAUUGCUAUUAUCUAUUCCUUUUUAAAUCUCAAAUGGCGAACGUCCACUCAACAACGACAAAUGUUGGGCGUUAAUCCAUUCAUUGAUUUCUUCGAUAAAAAGCACGUAGCAGAAACAAUAAAAACGUUAAUAAGAAGAAGAAACAAUCAUGAAAGAGUUUAUCUUUGGAUUUUCCUAUUAGCAAUGGCUUUAUACACUUUUCAAAGAGACGAGAAACCUAUGAGCUAUCUUUAUACGCAACUCAAGUUUAAAUGGGGCGUCGCAGAAUUCAGUACAUUUAAAACAUUUCAAUCGGCACUCUUUGUAAUAGCAAUGCUCAUUGGUGUACCUAUAAUGAGUAAACUAUUAGGAUUAAGAGAUACUGUAAUUAUUGCAAUUGGUGCUCUAGCUCAUGCAAGUGGUAGAAUUAUUUUUGCUUUAACCACUAUACCAGAAUUAUUUUACGUUGGAGCGACUGUUGCAGCUUUGGGUCCUAGCGUUGCACCAGUAUUAAGAUCAAUGACUUCCAAACUUGUUCCUAUAGAAGAAAGAGGUAAAGUGUUCGCUAUGUUAUCUGUUUGUGACAAUGCAGUACCUCUCUUCAGUGGUAUUUUAUAUUCUCAACUUUAUAACCUAACAAUUAAUACAGCACCUAGUUCUAUAUAUUGGUUAACAUUUUCUACUCAAAUUAUGGUACUUUUACUGAUCUCUGUAAUACAUUUUUCAUCUAAAAAUGAAAAUGUACAGGAAGAAAAUGACGAAGAAAACAAUAUUGAAAGUGAAUUAGAACAUGAUUGAUCUUUGAAUUGCGAUAAUAUGAAUAAAAAUGAAUGAUAAAGUAAUAACAUUCAUACAAAAUAAUAAAAAUAGAUAUUUAUACAAUUAAUAAUUAAUUUUUGUACUCUUUGUACUAUGUUACAUAGAUUAUGUUCAUAUUUCAAAUUUUAUAUGUUACGUAAAUUUUAUUUAUAUUUUUAAAAAAGAAAUUUUUUAAAUGUUUCGUUCAUAUUUUAAUGAUGCUGUUUCAAAAUGUUUCAAAAUUGUACAUAGUAAAAGACAAAUAUCUAUAAACUAUACAAGAGAGAGAGAGAGAGAGAGAGAGAGAAAGAGAGAGAGAGAGAGAGAGAAAGAACAUUGUGUGAAGUUUUUAUAUAUUUUAUAGACUUUAUAUAUACUUAUAAAAUAAUGACAAUAAUGAAAAUAAUUAUAUAUAAAUAUUAUAUAUAAAAAUAGAUAAUUUAAUUAUAAAAAAAAAUCAAAGUUUAUGUAAAAAUACAUAAAUAAUCAUAAAAUUAAUCGCAUCAUUAAUCUGUAUAUACUGUUUAAUAACUGUUGCGAUUAAUUAAUAUUAGAAUACAGAUAGAAAAAUUAUUGUUGAGAAAUUUAAUAAAUGGAAAAUU
Molecule: messenger RNA, 5850 nt
Organism: Vespa velutina
Lineage: Eukaryota; Metazoa; Arthropoda; Insecta; Hymenoptera; Vespidae
Product: proton-coupled folate transporter
Exons: 9
Coding region: 3776-5248 (490 amino acids)
Biological process (GO): transmembrane transport
Cellular component (GO): membrane
Molecular function (GO): transmembrane transporter activity
Source: RefSeq, a predicted model, not a curated record